Lachancea sp. 'fantastica' is the source of this 279-nucleotide messenger RNA. Lineage: Eukaryota; Fungi; Ascomycota; Saccharomycetes; Saccharomycetales; Saccharomycetaceae. The record is from the annotation of a GenBank genome assembly.
AUGUCUGAGACCAUCAGGAAAGAAGAUUUAUCUUCCAAUGAGGUUUCAGAGAGUGAUAAACAUUUCAUAGAGCAACGGGACCUGAUUCUUCAAGACAUUGGUCAGACAAUGGAUUCCAUCUUGAAUAAUCUGAAUGGGCUGAACAUUUCUUUGGAAAACUUCAUCGCUGUGGGUAAGGAAUUCGAGAGCGUCUCCGACCUUUGGAGCAAGUUUUAUGCUGGUGUGUCAACAGGAGAUGAUGCGCAGGUGUCAGAAGGAAAUCUAACGGACGACACUUGA